Molecule: messenger RNA, 2251 nt
Organism: Ruditapes philippinarum (Manila clam)
Lineage: Eukaryota; Metazoa; Mollusca; Bivalvia; Venerida; Veneridae
Product: heart- and neural crest derivatives-expressed protein 1-like
Exons: 2
Coding region: 273-1175 (300 amino acids)
Biological process (GO): regulation of transcription by RNA polymerase II; developmental process
Molecular function (GO): DNA-binding transcription factor activity, RNA polymerase II-specific; RNA polymerase II transcription regulatory region sequence-specific DNA binding; protein dimerization activity
Source: RefSeq, a predicted model, not a curated record
AUUUUCGUGUUUGCAAGAAUCUUUAUCAGAUAUUGUCUUCAUAAUUAUUGUUUCUUGUAUCUGGCGUUCAGGGUUGAAAAUUAUCAGUUUUAAAUCACUCUGAUCGGUUCUGUGUUUUCCGAGAGCGAAGGACAGUUAUUGGAAACUGCAAAACACGCGGAAGGCAUAUUUUCUAGCAUAAUUCGCACCAGACAGAGAGUGGUUUAUUUCAAAGUGACAAACAGACAUUCUAAGAACAAGAUAAGAGAAGGGUUUCAUAGAGACAGCCUAUUAUGAGUCUCAGUGUUGGAGCAUACGAGUGCGGGUACGGAUAUCCCGGCACUAUGGGUCUGUCGUCGGCGUCGGCGCAAGGAUACUAUGGUGCUCAUUAUCCGGCACCAGAGAUUCAAACCUAUCAGGAUUAUACUGAAAGAGACUUAUACAACAGUUGGGUUCUGAGUUCAAGCACUAAUCAACAAAUGUCACCGGAAUCGUACGGCAAUGUGUCGGGAACUCCGUCGCCGACGGCGAUGAGUCAGUAUGGAUAUUCGGUUGCGGAGACCAUGCAGCAUAUGUCUCAAUGGCGGGAUUUUCAAAUGACCGACGGAGAGUUAGCUUUGGCACACAACAUUCCAGUUUCAGAGCUCGGCCAGUAUGAAGCUUACACAAAUGUUUAUGGUGAUCGAUGCCUAAGGCGAAGGACUUCAGCUAACAGAAAAGAACGCCGACGCACUUUAAGUAUUAACAAUGCAUUUUCCAAUCUUCGUGGUUCCAUUCCAAACGUGCCGUCGGAUACUAAACUUUCUAAGAUCAAGACUCUAAGAUUAGCAAUUAGUUACAUCUCAUAUCUGAAUGAAAUUCUUGAGAAAGGAGACUCCGAACUGGCUCAAACAGGGUUCAAAGCUGACAUUUCACGGAAGAGGGAAAGAAGAGUUAUGCCGACGGUAACAGAAAAGAAACCAACCGACUCAUGUGAUUCUGAAGAUUCGAGAGACAGUACCGGAAGUUCAAUUAAUUCUAGAGACGCCACCGGAAGUGACAGUAGAGCGAACUGCAGUGAAGAAAAUAAAUCAAAUAGCCCAUGUGACUCUAAAAUGAAAGGGCGAACCGGAUGGCCACAGGAGGUUUGGGCUUCUGAACUGAAAUUGUCUCCAACUCAUAUGUCUACCGAUAUUCCAGCAACCGGAACAUCAUGACCAUGCGAGGGCAGCAAAAAUCGGUUACUGUAAGCAACACGCGCUUAGCAUCACGUUGUGAUACUAGUGUUUGAACUGUGCCAUUAGUUAGUCAAGAUAUCUGAAAAAAGACGCCAUAAAGUGACCAAGAACUGUCUCUGUCCUUCGGAUGGGAAAUAACAUUAUAUGAGAGAAAAUGUUGAUAAAUCACAAAUCCAGUCUUGGACUUUUUCGUGCAAUUAAGAAACAUUUCGGUAAUUGAUGUUUCUUUAUUUAUUUUUGGUAACUGAUUGAUUCUGUUGAAGAUUAGGAACUAUUUCCAUUCCUUUCCGUUUAAAAAAUCACUUUUCCAAUAAUUCAUUUGUGCCAAAAUUGUUUGUUUAUAAGUAUAUAUAAUGUGUUGUAAUGUCAUAUCACAUUGCGACUGUUAAUCUGCAUUCUUCAAAUUAUUCCAUUUUAAUAUUGAACAAUAAUUAUAUUAUUCCACGUGGCCACAAUUCACAGAUUUCAUAUCAAAAAUCGUGCGAGAAUUUCCCAGGCUAUUCUAUACAAACAAUAAGAAGUUCUUCCCUGCUUCAGACCCAAUGACAACCGUUUCUUUGAUAAAUUCCAACUUUUGUUUAUAACAACUUUGUAAUUAUACGAGGAUCUGUCAAAAUUGGCGUCUAGCUGAAAACACACGGAGAAACCGUGCUGUAUAUUUAGAAACAUUGUUUUUUAUCAGAAAAUGUAAAGAUAUGAUCCCGUCAAAUUUUAUCUCAAGUUAGGACAUAGACCUCACACAAUUCCACAGAAGUUUUCAUGUUUUGAAAUGUAAAAUGUUUGUAAUACUGAAAUUGAUAUAUUUAUCAGAACAAAAAUAACCCUGCACAAUAUUUUAACUGUUUGAUGAUGGUUUUUAGGGUAUAAGAUUUUUGGUUUAUAUGAUGUUCAGACUAAAAUUCGUCUGACAGUUUCAGAUAUUUUCUCCAUCAGCGUUUGUCAAAGGUUUAUCACGUGAAAAAAGUUGUUUUAAUGGGUUGAUAAUAUAAUCAUAAUGAUAGUGUAAUUUUAUGAAUUCAUCAUCAUCAUCAUCAUCAUCAACAUCAUCAUCAUCA